Anopheles marshallii is the source of this 1512-nucleotide messenger RNA. RefSeq lists its product as uncharacterized. Lineage: Eukaryota; Metazoa; Arthropoda; Insecta; Diptera; Culicidae. The transcript is spliced from 3 exons. The record is from RefSeq and is a predicted model, not a curated record. Bases 1 to 1512 code for a protein of 503 amino acids.
AUGGAUGUCCGAUUAGCAACGCUGGAACGUGCGACGGAACUGAUCCGAUGCUGCAAAGUGCCCCGAUUGCUCGACGCCAGCAUCGACGACGGUCCGCUAGAGCGGGCCACAUUCGAACAUUUUCUGCACGUGCUCGAUGGUACGCUACCGAUCGUGUUCGAUCUGCUGGCCGAGCACGGCACGCUACUGACCGGUUACGAUGCGUACAAUGAGGACGAUAACGUCGAGUUCAAAACAAACCUAGCGCUCGUGAUAGCCGAACAGUACGGCGUCGAAGGGGAAGCAGGUGACCAUGGUGAGGAGUACCGCACCGGCCAGGCGUCACUGCGUGCGCGUAUCGCACUGUUCUACCAGGGCCACGAACUGGAGCAACUGCUGACUGACAGGGGCAGUGAUCGGGUUUGGCAUCGCUUGUACGGCCACUAUCGACGGGUCCUGUCCGCGACCGAAUGGAAGUAUCAUCCGGCCGACGUUACAGGGUUUGUGCAGUUGAUCGAGCUACUGUACGGUCCGUACCCGCUGCACGUUGCUAGCCCACCGGAGCUGAACGAUGACGCAGCGGCAUACAUUCUCUCGGUCGCCAUCACGUUGGUGGAGUUCUCUGAGCCCGCCUAUCAGCGGCUGGGCGUAAGAUUGUUUUGCACCCUGCUGGGACCGCGGCAUCGAUCGUGCAUGCGGCGCACCAACAUACACCACGUGGUGUACAACAACGCGAAGAAGCUGACCAACAAAUGCAACCAGGAACUGUUUCUGGACGCACUGUGGAAAUGCAUUUAUCUGUACGUGGAGCUCGAGGAAGCGGAUCGGAAUGAUUUUACCCAGUGGAGCACGGUGGACGACAUUAUGGAGAUGCUUUUGAACGGGCUUACGUUUCAAACGAAGCACAACCUGUCCCGCAUCUACUUGCUGUAUCUGGUGAAGCUGCUCGCGCUAGAUCUGCCCAACUACAUCAUCGACGGGCUGGACGAGAUACAAUCGAUCGACAGAAAGUGUCACCUGUACGAACCGGUUUGCGAGCAGCUACGGCAGGAUUGUCUCGAUGGGUUCCACAACCGACGGUACUACCGUUGGCUGCAUCAGAUCGUUCAGCUACUGCCCCACGAAGCCCUCAAAUGUCAGGGCAGUUCGAGGGAUCACGGUAGAUACUGCCAUGGUGUGAAUCUACUCUUCAUACUGGUCACGUUCCCGGUCGAACCGGAAGCACUCCGGCCUACCCAUAUAGGGCUGCAGACGAAUCUGGUCGAGUUUAUCAACGUGUUCAAGCAGUACGAGCAGCAGCAAAGUCUUCUCGCCGCCAAACGUUCCAGUGCAUCGAGCGAUUUCGUGUACAAUACCAAAGCGCUGGUGUCGGUCAGUAAGACGAUGUUGGUGUUUCUCACCGCACUCGCACCCCGGUACUUUCCCGAGCAUCCGGCAAUGGCAGUGCUCGGUCAGAAGCUGGCAGACGAUUAUGCAGAUUGUGAUUCCAUCAUGUACAAUUGUAUGCAAAGCUUGAUAGAAAAGCUGCGAUAA